Chinchilla lanigera (long-tailed chinchilla) is the source of this 2655-nucleotide messenger RNA. RefSeq names its product adenosine A2a receptor (gene Adora2a). Gene Ontology annotation, cellular component: membrane. Lineage: Eukaryota; Metazoa; Chordata; Mammalia; Rodentia; Chinchillidae. Gene Ontology annotation, biological process: G protein-coupled adenosine receptor signaling pathway; adenylate cyclase-activating G protein-coupled receptor signaling pathway. The transcript has 3 exons. The record is from RefSeq and is a predicted model, not a curated record. The coding region runs from base 596 to 1825 and encodes 409 amino acids. Gene Ontology annotation, molecular function: G protein-coupled adenosine receptor activity.
UAUUCUCACAGACACAUGGGUGAGAGCUAAAAUGGCCCCAUACGCCAGCUGGGGUCCAAGUGCCUCGCUGUAUAAACGGGGAAGCAGGGGCCCAGGAAGGAAAACCAUUCUUGCCUUACAGUCCGCCAGCAGGUUCUGGCUGGGCACCUGCUCUUCUGACUUCAGUCAGUCAUUCCCUGCGUCGUCAGGAGCAGCUGGGGAGAGGGCGUAGGAGGAGAGAGGGGUGGCAGCUCCCUCGAAGGAAAGCAGCCACAGCGCCUCCCCUUCCCAGAUGUGCAGCUGGGGACAUCAGGAGGCAGCAGGCUCGGGUUUGUGCCUGCUCUGCUGCCUGUGAGGGUGCCCUGACAACCCCGAAGCUGAACCAAGCCAUGAUGCAGCCACCGGAAACCCUGGAGAGGGCCUGGCUUCAGGAGCUUCACCUGUGAGAAAGCCUUUGGAGAGCCCCCCACAGGGACGCCCCUGGCUCCUGUGAGGAAGGGGCUCCAGGCCUGGGCCCCUCUGCCCCGGGGCGGGGGAGGCUGGGCUGCAGCUAUGGACCGUGAGCUGGCCCAGCCCUCGUCCCUGCUGAGCCCGCCUGUCUGCAGCCGCUCCCGCCAUGGUCUCCUCGGCGUACAUCACGGUGGAGCUGGUCAUUGCCGUGCUGGCCAUCCUGGGCAACGUGCUGGUGUGCUGGGCCGUGUGGAUCAACAGCAACCUGCAGAACGUCACCAACUACUUUGUGGUGUCCCUGGCAGCGGCCGACAUCGCAGUGGGUGUGCUCGCCAUCCCCUUCGCCAUCACCAUCAGCACCGGGUUCUGUGCUGCCUGCCAUGGCUGCCUGUUCUUCGCCUGCUUUGUCCUGGUCCUCACGCAGAGCUCCAUCUUCAGCCUCCUGGCCAUCGCCAUUGACCGCUACAUCGCCAUCCGGAUCCCUCUGCGGUACAAUGGCUUGGUCACCUGCACGAGGGCCAAGGGCAUCAUUGCGAUCUGCUGGGUGCUGUCAUUUGCCAUCGGCCUGACACCCAUGCUGGGCUGGAACAACUGCAGCCAGCCGAAGAGGAAGGAGAACGAGUCACAGGUCUGUGACGAGGGCCAGGUGACCUGUCUCUUUGAGGACGUGGUGCCCAUGAACUACAUGGUGUACUACAACUUCUUCGCUUUUGUGUUUGUGCCCCUGCUGCUCAUGCUGGGCAUCUACUUGCGGAUCUUUCUGGCAGCCCGGCGACAGCUGAAACAGAUGGAGAACCAGCCUCUGCCGGGGGAACGGACUCGGUCUACACUGCAGAAGGAGGUCCACGCCGCCAAGUCACUGGCCAUCAUUGUAGGGCUCUUCGCGCUCUGCUGGCUGCCCUUGCAUAUCAUCAACUGCUUCACCUUCUUCUGCCCCCAGUGCAGUCAUGCCCCGCCCUGGCUCAUGUACCUGGCCAUCAUCCUCUCCCACAGCAACUCCGUUGUCAACCCCUUCAUCUAUGCCUACCGCAUCCGUGAGUUCCGCCAGACCUUUCGCAAGAUCAUUCGCAGCCACAUCCUGAGGCGGAGGGAACUCUUCAAGGCAGGGGGCACCAGUGCCCGGGCCUUGGCAGCGCACAGCUCUGAGGGAGAGCAGGUCAGCCUCCGGCUCAAUGGCCAACCCCCGGGGGUGUGGGCCAACGGCAGUGCCCCUCAUCCCAAGCAGCGGCCCAACGGCUAUGUCCUGGGGCUGGUGAGUGGAGGGAGUGCCCAAGGGUCCCGCGGGGAUGCCAGCCUCUCAGACGUGGAGCUGCUCAGCCAUGAGCAUAAAGGAACGUGUCCAGAGUCCCCCAGCCUGGAGGACUCCCUGGCCCAAGGCGGAGCAGGAGUGUCCUGAUGGCCCAUAGAGUCUGCUCCUUCCGGCAGGAAGGAAAUUCUGUCUUCUGUCACGCUGGGAGAAGAGACUAACUGUGCCCAGAGGCCUACGGGCAUCUGGUUCCCACUCUGGACGGAGAUGAGGGAGCCCCAAGCUGGAGCAGCAUGAGGCCCAGCAAAAAUAGUGGGGUCUGAGGAAGCAGAUGUUUUGUGCUCUGAGGCCCUGCGACUAGGCCAGGGCUGCAGCCCCAGCAGCAUGUUGGCUGAGCAGGGUCCGGCCCCCGUUCCAGAAGCAUCUAGUGGUCCCACCUUGUCUGCAGAGCAGCUGUGGCUUAGCAGACUGGGUUGACCUCCGGCCAGGCAGCAGCUGCAACAGACCUCCUGCCACGCACACCACCCUCCCAAGACUCUCUAGGGCUCAGGGAACUGCUGGCCAGGGAUGACGUUUGAAUAUGUUUUCCAGGAGAAGAUAUGUGCAAGGAAAUCCUUUUUAUUUUAUUAUCCUCCCUGCCUGUCUGCUGCUAACCUGGCACCAGGAGUCCGCCCAGGAAAUCUCAGGCAGCCCUUUCCACCUGCUGGGAGCUACCAUGCACUUAGUCCCAGGGCCAUCUCUUGGGGCAACAAACCUGGGCUGGACGAUGGGGAGUUGUGACGGGAACAGGGCCAGGAUGUGGCUAGGCCUCUCCUGUGGCUGGCAGGCCAUGGGCCUGUGCCUGGAUAGCUCAGAGCUGCCCAAUUAGAGCCCCUGUCUAAUUGCCUGUUCUACUAAAGGGGAUGUUUCGUUUGUUUGUUUAUUUUUUUUCUGAGAUAAAAUAAAAAUGAGCCACAUGGUGUUUUAAGUUUUUCCAAUGA